GCCAGCUGAUUGAAACUGUUCCACAUCUCUAUCGAUUUUUACCAUUUUAAUCUUUGGCGUAACGUUUUAUAUACAGAAUUUGGAUGAACAGGAGCGUGCCUGAGUAAAAUGUGUGCGCACAUGAAUGCCACAUCUCUUAUGGAAAACUUCAGCUUUGCCAGCAAUCACUCAGAGUGUCACCUAGAUGAGGGCGCAGGGAAGAGGAAGCCGUUUCUAUUCUUCUACCUGGCCGUCAUCAUCAUCGCCAUCCCGUCCAACUCCUUCUCCCUGUAUGUGUCCUGGCAGCACAUCAGACAGAGGAACGAGCUCGGUGUGUAUCUAUUCAACCUGGCACUGAGUGACCUCACCUUCACCGUUGGCCUCUCUCUGUGGCUGGACUUCCUGUGGCAAGGCACUUGGGUUCACGGAGGCCAUGUGUGUGUACUGUCUGUCUACCUCCUCUUCACUAACUUUUAUAUCAGUGACGCCCUCCUAUGCUGCAUCGCCGUGGACCGGUACCUGGCUGUGGUUCACCCAUUAAAGUACUUGUUCUUGAGGAAAGUUGGAACUGCAACGGUGGUCAGCGUUGCCAUUUGGGUCCUGGUGGUCUCUUUCAAUGCUGCCACCAUCACCUGGGACGACUCGUACAAUGAAUACAACAUGGUGUCAGUGUGCUUUGAUAUCUUCCCACUGUCAGAAAAUGUGGCUCGUGUUAAUGUAGUGCGCUUCUUCCUGGGGUUUAUCGUCCCGGUGGUGUUGGUGGUGUGCUCCAGCUGUGGGAUCUGUGAGGCGGUGAAAUCCAACCAGGCUACAGAGGAACAGGAGCGCAAGCGGGUGUCCAGGCUCCUCGGGGUGGUCCUGCUCUGCCUGGGCUUCUGCUUCGGACCCAUCCACAUCAUGAUGCUGCUGCGUUCGCUGACGGAUGACUGCAGGAGCCUUGCGUUGCUCCUCUAUCCCUACAAGAUCAGCUUAGCUAUUUCAAGCCUCAACUGCCUGGUAGACCCAGUCCUCUACUGUUUUGUCACCAGAACAGGCAAGGCCAACGUCACACAGGUUGUUCUUUUCAUUCAGGGCAAGAAGAGGGGCAAAGGUCAAGAUACCAUGUUGCAGGCUAAAUAAAGAACACAAGCCUGUAAAAUACAUUUAAUGUGAUAUUUUACGUUGCAACGGUGUUGGUAAAUGCUGAUCACCUUUCAUAAAAUCAGCACAGAUAUCUCUACUAAUUAAGCAGAGAAUCAUGAAAAGUAAUUGCCCAGAGGAAAUGCAUUUGUUAUGCAAUAGUCUAUUUUUUUAGUGUUUUUCUUCCACAUUUAAUGUCUAGUCAGUAAAAUAAUCUAUGAACUAUACUUUUAACACAACAUCCUGAAAAAGACAACUUGAGCAAAAAGAGUCAGUCUAUUAUAUAAAACAUCCUCUAAGCCCAGGCAAAGAAAUCUAAGGCACUUGAAGGGUUUUCAGUGCCAGUUUGACCCAUGCCCUCACUGGGGUGAUCCAGGAAUAGUUCUUUUGUUUUGUUCACAGAACACAUGCCUCGUGUCAUCAGACCGCUGGCUCUGUGACCAAACCAUAUUUACUCUUCCUGUGUAGCACAUUUGACUGUGGUUUCGCUUCUGUCCUUCUGCCAUACUGCUUUGUAUAU
Molecule: messenger RNA, 1618 nt
Organism: Myripristis murdjan (pinecone soldierfish)
Lineage: Eukaryota; Metazoa; Chordata; Actinopteri; Holocentriformes; Holocentridae
Gene: gpr65
Product: G protein-coupled receptor 65
Exons: 2
Coding region: 109-1098 (329 amino acids)
Biological process (GO): G protein-coupled receptor signaling pathway
Cellular component (GO): membrane
Molecular function (GO): G protein-coupled receptor activity
Source: RefSeq, a predicted model, not a curated record